AUGGAGGUGACCCCAAAGUCUAAUAUCUCGGAGCUAAAGGACAUUGCAAAGAAGGUAUUACCUCAAAUAGAGCAGGUAUACUCUCACUCUGAUCAGCAUAUCGAUGAAGCAAGGUUACUCACUGAGCUUCUGAGAGUAAUUGCUCAAAUUCCGGACAAAUUUCAUUUAUUUUGUGAUCCAACCUUUGGUCCAAUAUCUGUUUUCUGUUUGACGCUGUUUUCGUUUAGCAAUCAGGAAACUAUCGAGUGGCUGAAGAAGAAAUUCAAUCCUGUUUUGGCGGAAUGCUCAGACUGUGUUUCUGCAUUUACUCGCGGGAAAUGUCAAAUGUUACAACAUUUUGCCGUUCGCCGAAAGGUGCCACAUGAGCAUGUUAUGAAGUUCAAUAACAUUAUCUCUCUUUGGCGCUCGGAGGCCUUAUUACCAGUGGUACAAGGAAUAUCUGUUAAUAAUAACACCAACGUUAGUGUCACGCCGCAAAUCAAAACCGCACUUCACGAAUGUCUUUGUAACCCACAGGUACUACGAAAUAGUGAGAAAUUGAAGGCGACAUUCGACGCAAUUUUCAGGUACCUUUACGAUUCCCAGCAUCCAUUUUUGGACGUUAAUGGCUAUGCCAAGAAAGCUAAACCUUUUACUGCUGGUAUCAUUUAUUGUUGGUUUGAGGGCACUUCGGAGGAAUCCGCUUGGUCAAAACGAAUUAUAGAAUCUCUCCAAGAUGAAAGUUUCCAGUUUACGUCAAAGAACUUUACUCAGGAUCUACUCGAGGAGAUAAACGUACAUUUUCUUUACUUACAAAUCGUCACCAACUUCCACGAGGCGUUGAUAUCCCAUUUUUGGAUCAAAUUAACCCCAGUCUUAGAGCUCAUGGAGUUAGACUUGAUUGAAGAGUAUUUUGUGGUCCCAAAGGAUAUUGAAUCCUUAAAGCAAUCCUUCAAAUAUCCUAUUCAUUCCAUUUUCGGUCUAUGGUAUAUUCACUUCGCGCAUAACUACAAAAGCAAGCCCUUGGAGGUACUUUUAAGAGCGCUUAAAAUGAUGUUACAGAAGUGCCAGUAUAACUUUUGGACAUUGAUCGAGCCGUUCACAUUCCACAGUAUUCUGGAUAUAACUUUCGAAAACGACUCAUUCAAUCACGCGUUAACUAGAGUUCGCAAUAAUGAGAUUUUGCCCAAUGAUAGGAAAAGCUUGGUUUCAAGCAAUGGCUCUUUAACCGAUCUUGUCGCUUGGACGUUACCUUUUUACUUUUCUUUAUCUUCAUCAAAAAGGAUCCAAAUGGUGAAAAAGGUUUCCAUCGCCUUCUUGAAGAUUGUAUCCCAUAACCAGUCUCUAAAUUCAGAACCGAAAGCAUUGCUCAUGAAUUCAUCGACAGCCUUACUGAAUGCUGUAUUAAGUAUAAGUGACGAAGAAAGAUCGAAUCUUUACUCAAGUGACGUUUUUGAAACGACCCUUUACACCAAGCUCGACUCUCGUGCUCUUUUGAACAACGACUUGAUCUUACAAGUUGUUUUAAAGUCUGCCACAGAUCCUGAGUCGCUAUAUCCUGGAAUGGGCGAGUCUAUCUAUUCCGUUUCUUCAUCAGCAACUAGUGUUUUGUCAACAUGCAUUGAUUACGAUAUUCUUGUUCUAUGUCAGGCAUCUUUUCAAAUUUAUUCUGGCAAGAAGGCUAACGAUAUCAAAAUGUCAACUAAGUUACUUUCGGAAGUCGUGAAGCAUUUAGAUUUGAGGCGCUUCCAUGACGGACCAAAGCUCGCCACACAACUUUUAGCUUCAAUGAGAAAUGCUAACGGCCUUCUUACUUUUGAUUCUAAUGAUGAGAACGUGAAAUUCCAUAACAGGUCCAUCCGCUCGUAUACCGAACUACUCCAGGUCCUUUUGACAAAAUUCACAGAUUUGCAACCCUCACAACUUAUUAAGGUCUUGUCAGAUGAUUAUGCCUCACAUGGUUUUUGGUCUUGCAUCUUCGCUUCUGAUAGUGGUCUUUAUCAAUCGGCAACCAACAUGCUUUACGAAACGUUUGAUGUUGAGGGCAGAUUAGAAGGCAUCCAUGAGAUGUUAAGUAAAGAUCUUAAGUGCUGUUUGAACUCCAUAAACGCAGUUCUUUCUCAACUGAUAAAAAACGAGUUUUUUGAACCAUGCCCGCGCGCUGUAAGAGUUCUAAUGGAUAUCAUCAGCAUCUUCAGUGAUCCCAUUAAUGGAACGCUUGCUAAUCAUGAGACAUCAAAUCCUGAAGGAACAGACAGUGCCCUUCUCAAGUUCUGGGAGUAUUCCUGGAGAUUUCUCAACAUGAUCUAUAAAGCAACACUCAAAUGGGCGACGCGGUAUCCAUAUUCAAAGCUAGAAAACUUCACGAAAGACACAUUGGAUACAAGUAUUCUUCUGAUAAAUGCAUACAGAGAGUUUUAUGCCACUCUCUCAGGAGAUAAUAGUGUUACUGAUGGUGAAAGUUUUCUCAAUAAUAUCUUGGACACUUUUAAGGAUAUGCUCUAUUGGCUGAGGCUCAGUGACGAAUAUUUACUUGCGUCUUGUGUCACAUUGAUUGUGAAGGCAGCUGACCUUUCAAAAGAACAAGGACUGAAGUUCAAUGAUGACCUCGUUGAAUUGAUGGCACGCUAUGCGCUUAGGGCUCGUAAAUUCUCGAACAAGCUAACUCCUCAGCAGUCCAGCGAUAUCCUCUCUCGAGCUAAAGCUUUCAACGAGAAACUUGUUGAUAUUGUUGCGGCAGAAGCCGACAACUAUCACAGAGAGAAAGACAAACCAAAUCCCUCCAUUGAGUCGAGGUCUGUAUCUCCUCAUCCAAUCUCUGCAUCUCAAUUAUCUUCGACAGAAUCAAAAGCCGACUUUUUGCAGAGAAAGGCGAUGGCAUCAUCAAUAGUGGGUCGCCCUAGAGGACAGGCUAAGAUAACUUCCUUCGGCACACUGAGACCCGGAAUGGCUUUAAAGCCUGCUGCUCCACCUAAAAAACCUAUUUCACAAUUGGAAUUAGCCAGGCGACAGCUUAUGGCAGAUCGAAAGGUUCAUCCCCCAUCGUCUUCUGUAUUCAACCCGAGAGGUGCGAAACAGACUCAUUACAAGUCGGUAGACGAUAGUAGUGAUGAAAGUGGAGAUGACCUUGAAGGAGCUCAGGAGCUAUUUUCUCUCUCGAAGCCCAAAGAGAGAAGUACUCCCAUUGUGCUAGACAUUAACGGUAAACCUGUUCAGAAAGUUUCCAGAGCCCAAUUAAUCAAACAAGAAGAAGAGAAUAUGAGGAAGAGACUCAAUGUGGAUAUGAAUCCUCUUUAUAAGCAGGUACUAAAAUGGGACUAUACGAGUACCUCGGAGUUUCCCUCUACUGCUACAAAUUUCAAGUACCAAGACUUGAAAGACGAAUUUAAGUCUUCAGAAGCAUAUCAGGGAAUUAUGGAGCCUCUUCUGCUUCUUGAGUGCUGGCAAGGGCUAUGUGCAGCACGGGAUAGGGAGGAUAAUAAGCCAUUUAGCAUAGUAAUUGGAAAUCGCACAGCUGUUUCUGACUUCUACGAGAUCUAUGCCUCAAUAAAUAAACGGAUGGCGCAGGAUUCUGGUAUCACCGAGUCAGAUCUGAUUGUUCUGUCCUUCUUCCCUAAUAAUCCAAGAAUUGAUGAUCUAAAAGCAGAUGACUUCAAGGCUUCGCAAGCCACUUGUUUGGCCAAGGUAUGCUCCUUGAAGAACUCAAAAGGAGGUAAUAUGGAUUUGACAAUUAGAAUUGAAAGGAGCCACAGCUUUAGUCGAUUCUUGACACUCAGAGCUGAAAUACAAGCCGUCAAGGUUAUGCAAAUGACGACGGUCGAGAGAGAAUACAGCUCUUUGGUGGGCUUACCUUUUUAUGAUCUUGUCGAUCAGAUCCUCGAAGGCAAACCGACCUCGAGGCAGGAGUUCGACUUUUCAGAGGUUGACCGUGUGAAGACAAAUUAUAAACUCAAUAAAUCGCAGGCAGAAGCAGUGGUAGCCACAGUAGGCGGAGAAGGUUUUUCCCUCAUCCAGGGUCCUCCGGGAACUGGAAAAACAAAAACGAUUUUAGGCGUUAUUGGCUAUUUCCUUACUACUCGCAAGGCAUUGCCAUCCAAUGUUAUUAAGCAGCCCACAGAUUCUGUUUCUACUUCGACGGAACAACUUCUGCAAAAGCAAAAGGUUCUCAUUUGCGCUCCCAGUAACGCGGCAGUUGAUGAACUGGUGUUGCGUCUUAAAAGUGGCAUAUAUGAUAAGAACGGUGAACUUUUCUCGCCAAAGCUGGUGAGGGUCGGUAGAUCCGAUGCUGUAAGCGCGGCCAUCAAAGAUUUGACCCUUGAGGAGCUUGUAGAAAGAAGAUUAGCCGGUAAAAGCUAUGAGUUUUCGCAUGAUGCAAGCCUUGACAAGAAUUUUCAUGAAGCUGUUUUGGAGCGUAAAAAACUGCGCCAAAAGCUGGACAUUGAAGAUGGCUCCAUAUCAAGUAACUUGUCCACCGAAGAUAUCUCUAAGAUCCAAAUGAGUAUCAGAGAACUCAGCAAAAAAGUUAAUGAGCUAGGGCGUCAAAGAGAUGAGCUUCGGGAACAAAACUCCGUUAACUUCAGGAAUAGAGAAUUGGAUAGAAGAAAAACGCAAGCAAGGAUUUUAGCUGAAAGUGAUAUCAUCUGUUCGACGUUAUCAGGUUCUGCUCACGACAUUCUUGCCUCUUUGGGAGUGAAGUUCGACACAGUCAUUAUAGAUGAAGCUUGUCAGUGUACGGAGCUUUCGAGCAUCAUUCCUUUAAGAUAUGGCGGCAGAAGAUGCAUUAUGGUAGGAGAUCCCAAUCAACUUCCACCCACAGUGCUUUCAGGUGCAGCCAGCAAAUUCAAGUAUAAUCAAUCAUUGUUUGUUAGGAUGGAAAAGAAAUGCAAUCCAUAUCUGCUUGAUGUGCAAUAUCGAAUGCAUCCCUCUAUCAGCAAAUUUCCCUCUUCUGAGUUUUAUGGGGGUAAACUUCAUGACGGGCCAGAUAUGGAAACGCUGAGUGUCAGACCUUGGCAUUCACAGCCUACACUAGGACCUUAUAAGUUUUUUGACGUUUUUAACAGUCGUCAGCAGCAAAAUCAGAAAACAAUGUCUUAUGUUAAUUCUGAGGAAUGCAAGGUCGCGAUCGAACUUACCGAAUUUUUACUUAAUAAAUUCGAGAAAUCGGUAGAUUUCACUAGGAAGAUUGGUGUCAUAUCCCCCUACAGGGAGCAGAUGCAGAAGAUGAAAAGAGAAUUUAGAAGCUAUUUUGGAAACCCGAUAUUAAACAUUGUGGAUUUUAAUACCAUCGAUGGGUUCCAAGGUCAAGAGAAAGAAAUUAUUAUUAUUUCGUGUGUUCGGGCCGACGAUUCAAAAUCAGGUGUUGGAUUUCUAAAAGAUUUCAGGCGUAUGAAUGUGGCCCUAACUCGAGCAAAGGCUAGUAUGUGGAUUCUGGGGCAUUACUCUUCUCUUUCGAAAAAUAAAAUGUGGAGAGAUCUCAUCAACGAUGCCAGGGAUCGUGGUUGCUUUGAGUUAGCGUGCUCUGGCUUUUUGAAUCCCAAAAACACUAAAGCUGCAAGACUUCUAAAGCAAUAUUUAAACAAGUGUGAACCCUCUAAUUCAGACGAUUACGAUCCAAUAACGGCAAGCGUGGCUGUCAGGAAGCAAUACACCAAGGCCUCUAAUGAAAACACGCGGGCAGUUAUCAAUACAUCAGUGACCGAUCUCGAAAAGUUCAAUUCCCAAGGAGCCAACAAAGCCCCGGCGUCCCGCACUCAGUCUCAGAAAUGCGAUAACGUUAAGGCCGAGAUCUCGAAACCGCGUUCGAAGACGAAAAAUACGCAAGGAACACGUAAAAAGUCUUCGAUUUUUGGUGCACCUAGUAUGAUGUCUGGUGUGGCGAAUAUAGAAGCAGGUGAUCCUCCCAAACCCAGCGUUUCACAAGAUUCUGUGGCUUCCAAAAAAGUUAGAUUUGAUGAAAGUAGUAAGAUUCACAAGAUGACUGACAGGAGUUUGUCAGAAAAAGAGGUUUAUGGGAGAUCGCACUUGGAAUGUCGAUCCAGAGAUUCGUUUAAUUUGGCGGAGAACGAAGUCGAAGAAAAUGGAAGUGAUGACUAUGAUCCCAUCUUGAAUCUAUCAACGUUAUCUCAAAAAAAUACUAUAAAUUCCUCAACAUCGGGAACAAAUGGAGCCUCUACGAGGAUGAGGUCUCCAAUUCAGCAGAGAAUUGAAAACCAGAUUUCUAAAGUUGCCACUCCUGGUCUUGAGUCUGAAUAUCCUGAUGCGACUAACAACACAAACCAUCUUGACAAUGGAGUAAAAACGGAUGUGGGGCCCAAACCGGGAGCGCAAUCCCCACAUCAACACGUUUCCAAUAAGCGGUCAUCAGGAGCAAGCAACCUGUUCAUCCCUAAGAAGAAAAAAAAAUCUUGCCACCUCAUAAAAGAUAGAACACUUAGCAGCGAUGACGUACUUGUAAUACCAUUGACGCAAUUCUUGAACUCUAAUCUUCUUUCUUUAAUUUUCCUACAUUAG
Lachancea mirantina is the source of this 6489-nucleotide messenger RNA. NCBI's taxonomy places the organism in Eukaryota, Fungi, Ascomycota, Saccharomycetes, Saccharomycetales, Saccharomycetaceae. The record is from the annotation of a GenBank genome assembly.